UGCGCUUCGUCCGAAAUAAGUGUUAAGAAGCGUUGGCAGAUUGCACGUGUGCCGCUCUGGCACUGGUAAUUUGUUAUUUUCCUUGUUUUAUUUUCGAAUAAUCCGGCAAAAUGACGGCCUUAGAGCCAGCGACGAAGAAAAAGCGCAUAUCGAAGAAGAACAAAUCGGCGUGGCGCAAGACAGAUAUCCAGGAUGUGGAGCAAUUUCUCGAAGAUCAGCGCCAGGAGGAGCGCAUUGGGACAUUCACGGACAAGCAAGACGAAGAACUGUUCGUCCUGGAUGCCAGCCCGCAGAAAACAACCAAGUCCACCGUCCUGAGUGUGAAGCAAAAGAGGAAACUCAACGCCAAGAAGCCCAUGCGAAGCCACCAGGCACUGGUGAACACAUCCCGUGUCCAAGAUCCCAUUGCCAAGCGCAACCAUGUGCGCCAGAAGAAGAACGGACGCAACAUCGAGCUGGAGGUCUGCAAUCCAACCAAACCACGCCAUCGCCAGGCCAACAGCGAUCGUGCCCAGUACUACGAGAAGCUGGAGCAGCGGCUGGCGGACAAGCGCAACAAAAAGGUGGCCAUCGACAAGGACAUCUGGCAGGAAGUGGACUUCCGCGACGCGAUUCCCGGGCUGAAGGACGAGAAGGGCUGGAUCAGUCGCGAUUUGGCCCUGCACACGGCCGGAAACAUUGGCAAGAAGGUGGUCAAAACACACGCCAGUCUGCACCACAAAACCACCAAAGCCAAGAAGUUCGAACUCCCGCAUCCAGGCAUGAGCUACAAUCCCGCGCCGGAAGACCAUCAGGCGCUCAUCUCGGAAGUGGUGGAGCGCGAGGAGGGCAUCAUCAAGAAGGAGCAGCACCUGAAGCGCGUGACCACCAGCAUGUUCUCUAAGGUGACGCCCGAGGAGCGGGACCGACGUCGCCUCGAGGAGAUGAGCCAGGGCAUUGAGGACGAGGAGGGCGCCGAAAAGAGCACAGAGAACGCGGAGGAGGAUGCGGAUAAGCCCUACCACACAAUCAACGCCCCCGUGGAGAACAAGAAGAAGAGCAAGCAAGCCCGCCGCAAGGAGCUCAAACAAAAGGAGCUGUCGCGCCAAACGGAGCUCAAGCGGAAGCUCAAGCAACAGACUGCUGACCUGAUUCGCAUCAAAUCGAUUCGCCACGAGCUGGACGAUGAGGAGGAGGACCUGAACGACCUGAAGAAGCGGCGCAAGCAGCGCGCCGAGAAGGCAAAGUUCGAGCCGAAGCGCCUGGGGCGGCACAAGUUCGAGGAGCCCGACCUGGAUGUGAACCUGCCCGAGGAUUUGGCGGGAAAUCUGCGCAACGUGAAGACAGAGAGCAGCCUGCUAAAGGACCGCUUCCACACGCUGCAGCGCAACAACAUGCUGCCCACGACAAAGCUGGUCAGCCGCAAGAAGGCCAAGGUCAAGCGAUUCGAGCGCAGCAGCCACAAGGAGCCGGGCGUCAGCUAUCAGGACCUCAAGGAUCGCCGCCGGGCGGCCGCCGCUGCAGCCAAGGCGGCUGCCGAUAUCAAGAUAUAGAGUUCAGUUACUAGGUUU
Drosophila gunungcola (fruit fly) is the source of this 1550-nucleotide messenger RNA. RefSeq names its product ribosome biogenesis protein NOP53. The record is from RefSeq and is a predicted model, not a curated record. Gene Ontology annotation, cellular component: nucleolus. NCBI's taxonomy places the organism in Eukaryota, Metazoa, Arthropoda, Insecta, Diptera, Drosophilidae. The transcript is spliced from 5 exons. The coding region runs from base 111 to 1532 and encodes 473 amino acids. Gene Ontology annotation, molecular function: 5S rRNA binding. Gene Ontology annotation, biological process: rRNA processing; ribosomal large subunit assembly.